UGGGGGGGGGGGAGAGAAGGGGUCUUUGCCACUGAUCUGUAAUCCAAUUGAGUACCUUUAGUGCUGUUACUAUGAUCUUCCACCUUCCACAGAUUUUGGGGAAAUCUGGAAGCAUGGAUAUAUUGGGGUCAUAUUUCAGUAUUCUAAUGCUCUGAAAUGUUGCUUCUGAAUUGAAAUCAAGUCUUUGGACCAUCUUCACCACAUCUGUUCAAGUCCAAGGUUGCCCUAGGCACUUAAAAAAAUGUCACAGAUUAUAGGGAGUAAAAAAAAUCAUCUGAUGAUGCUCCAAUUUUUUUUCUACAUCAUUAUAAUUGCUCCAUAGCAUAAAUACUUUUAAUCAAACUUGCCUCUUGAAUGGUUAACAUGGAAAUGACACCAAAAAAGAAGUCAUUUCUCUUAGAAGAAGCUAGUCUGACUGAUUAGGGAAGCAUCAUAAAGAGAGAGCUUUGUAAAAGAGAAUGAAUGAAUGAAUGAAAACAUAUAUAUUAAAUGCUUACUCCCAUAUGUGCUUUGCAGAUACAAAUGCAAAUAUAUUAUCUCUGCUCCAGAAACUUUAUCUAGAGAAUAAUGUAUACAGAGGAAGGGGGGGGUAGGAAAAAGUAUUUUGGUUUGGAAAAUUAUAAGAAUGGUGAGUAGAUUAGGCACACCCUUUCCAGGAUUAAUGAGAAUUGUUUUGAUUAUGAUACCUCAAUUGGAAUGGGAGAGGGUUGGUCUGGGUAGGGUACCCAGGUCAUAGAGAAGUGGCUGACUGGGGAAUGAAGUGAAAUAUGACAAGAGUCAAGCUCAGAGGUAAUGGGGUGACUGUGUUAUUAGUCAUGAGAGUAGGGACAAGAUGGGGUCUUCUUAAAAUGGUUUGAUGAGAUAAAACUUGGUUGGAGCAAGGAAAGAAUCCGGUACUGAUACCUGGCUUCCAGUUAAUGGUGAUUGUGUGACCUUGGGCACAUGAUUCAAUUUUUCCCAACCUGUUUCCUCACCUCUAAUAAUAAUAGCUGACAUUUAUACUGAACUUUAAAGUUUGCUGACAGUUUUACCAUAAGUAUUUCAUUUCAAUCCCACAAUAACCCUGGCUGUAGACUCUAUGAUAAGUUCUAUUAUCCCCAUUUUACAGAUGGGAAAAUGGACACUUCAAAUGUAUAUAACUAGUGUCUAAAAUAAGAUUUGAACUUAGGCCUUCCUGAGCAUUAUCUCAGCACACCUCAUUACUUCUUUGUGAAAUGAUGAGCUUGGACUAGAUUAUCCCUAAGGUUGUUUCCAGACCUAGUGUUUCCUGACUCUGACAAAACUCUUCACUUCUUACAAAAAUGCUUGAGUGGCUGCUUUAUCGUAUUCAUUUCACCUCUCAUGUUUUCCACUGUCAGUGGGGCAUUUGGUGUAGUGAGCACAGGAUUUAUGGAAGUGUUACAUGAAUACACACAACCAUAUUUUCAGUUUUAGCUUAAAAGUUUGUCUUUGUUUUAAGUCUGAUUUCUUUAAAGCCCAGUCUGGUUCCUAUCAAUGUUUUGAGCCAUUAUUCCCAUUAAAUCAUUCAUUCACUCAUUCAUUCUCUCUGUGUGUGUGACAUUCGUGAUGGAGAAGGGAAGGAAGAUGAUAAAGCUAAAUUAGACACUCUCCACUAUCUUCUGGAAACCUGACAAAUCAUUGGACUACUUAAUCACUAAAUCACAAGAUUCUUUUAUAUCUCUUAGAUUUGAAACUGGAAGGGAUUUUAUUGAUCACACUAUUAUUGCUCUAGAGAUGGAAGGAAUUUAUUUCAGACAAGAUCGGGCAUGUUCAGGAUAGUAUGGCCAUAGAUAGAAGGAAUUUCAGAGACCAUAUGAUUCAACUCUCAAUUAGCAGAUGGGAAAAAUGUUUCAUGGAGGCUGAGUAACUUGUUCAAGGUAGUAAGUAACAGAACUUGAAUUUGAACCUAUGUUCCACAAAAAGUUUUUUUCCAUUGCAUCAUACUGAAUGUGCUUUGAAUAUGCCCUGAACAUUUGUUUAAAAACAAAACACUUGUUACUGGCUGAGUAGGUUUACUUAAUGCAACAGAUAAUUUUAAAGGUUCAUUCAAAAAAAUUUCUUUCUUUCUUUUGUGUUAUCCCUGCUGUAUCCCAGAAGAGCAUUCUUCCCUUUAUCUUUCAGGGAGGAGAUACAUUCCAGCAGAAUGACUGGUAUUUUGGAAGGUAGCCAGCAAGGUGGAUUGUGUACAUGUGUGGGCACAUGCAUUCAUUCUUGGUGGUGUGGGGACCUUGGUUUCUAACAAAGCCUGGCCUGCUGCACACCCUUCUGAAUCUGUAGGUGCUGCUGGUGUCAUGGAACAUUAAAAAGUAUGGUUAUGUCAUUUCAGGCACCUGAGCUUUGGUUUCUCUAUGGGCUGUACUGGACUGGCCAUUCUACCUGGCAAUUGGGAACGAUGUAACUUUGCUAAGCACAGAUACCACUCUGUCAGCUGGAGAGGAAAAAGAUCCAGGGCCUGGUUCUAUCUUUGUAGCAGGCAAAUUCAGAGGAAGGUAUUGGGAAGAAUGUCAUCUGUGACCGAACAGCUACCCCCCUCGAUGCUUUCCGAAUGAUGUCGGCUGCCCACUACUACCCCAAACUCAUGAGUAUCAUGGGCAACGUCCUGCGCUUCCUGCCUGCCUUUGUGCGCAUGAAGCAGCUCAUCCAAGAAGGCUACGUGGGGGAGCUGCUGGUAUGUGAAGUACAGGUGCACAGCGGGAGCCUCCUGGGCAAGAAGUACAACUGGAGCUGCGACGACCUGAUGGGAGGCGGGGGCUUGCACUCCGUGGGCACUUACAUCAUCGACCUGCUGACCUUCCUCACCAGCCAGAAGGCAGUGAAAGUUCAUGGGCUGCUCAAGACCUUCGUGAAGCAGACGGACCACAUCAAGGGCAUCCGCCAGAUCACCAGCGAUGACUUCUGCACCUUCCAGAUGGUACUGGAGGGUGGCGUGUGCUGUACUGUUACCCUCAAUUUUAACGUGCCGGGGGAAUUCAAGCAGGACAUAAUUGUGGUGGGCUCCACCGGGCGGCUGAUGGCGGCUGGCACAGAUCUCUAUGGCCAGCGGAACAGUUCCCCGCAGCAGGAGCUCCUGCUGCAGGACGCUACUCCCGUCAGCAACUCCCUGCUGCCGGAGAAAGCCUUUAGUGACAUCCCCUCGCCGUACUUACGGGGGACCAUCAAGAUGAUGCAGGCGGUCCGGCAGGCCUUCCAGGACCAGGAGGACCGGCGGACCUGGGAUGGGCGGCCCCUCACCAUGGCUGCCACUUUUGAUGACUGCCUCUAUGCCCUCUGUGUGGUGGAUACCAUCAAGCGGUCCAGCCAGACAGGGGAGUGGCAGAACAUCACCAUCAUGACUGAGGAACCAGAGCUGAGCCCCGCCUACUUGAUUAGCGAAGCCAUGCGCAGGAGCAGGAUGUCUCUGUAUUGCUAGCAUGGGUUAGGGACAGCAAUGGCCACGGGAAAUUUGGGGAUGGCGGAGGGAUGGCAUUGGUGAGGUGGAAGAAGAGUUCAGCUGAAUGCUUUUGGGGGUGGAGAAAAUGAAGCUCCUUCUUUGCUGCAAAAAAAAAAAAAAAAAAAAAAAAAAAAAAAAAAAAAAAAAAAAAAACCUUAAGGCUUUGUGGGGAAUGUAUCCCAAACAGGAUUCUUUAUGGGCAUGAAAUAACCACAUGAGGAUUUAGAAUCCUCUGGGCUGCACUUGUCUUGUCAGCAGCCAGUAGUGCUAGCUGGCCGAAUUCAAGGUGGAAAUUCCUAUGUGGUUUAUCUGCCUUUUUUUGCAUUUACUGUGAAAGGUAGAGGGCCUUUUUUUUUUUUUUUUUUUUUUUUUUUUUUAACUUUCCUUGCCUCUUCUCUUUGCAUCACUUCUCAACAUGUGGCUCUGUACCCUCCUACAUAUUUAUCAUAACUUUCCUCCCCAGCCACAUGGUGCUAUUAGAUCAGGCUGCAUUCAUUGGCUAGCUCUGUUUGCUGCUGGCAUGAAUGACCUUCCCAAUAUCCAAUUCUGGCACCAUGCGGUUUUGCAAUCUCACAUUUUCAUAUAUACCCAUUUUCUCUAGAGGAAAAAGAUGAGCAGUGUGUGUGUGUGUGUGUGUGUGUGUGUGCACGCAGAGAUGAGUGUGAGAGAAUUGUCCAGUGUGAUGGUUUGGCAGCUGCCCAGUCAUUUUUCACACUAUACUGUUUGAAUGAGAAAGCAUCAUUAAAUCUUAUUCUGUAGGGAAGGGUAUAGUUUUUCUGGGUAACACAGUCCCUCUUUCACUCACUGUCUGCCUCUAUUCCUUCCUCCUCUUGGAGAUUGUUGGUGAGGGUCUUUCCAAAAAUUAGCUUACAUCAAUUUUUUCCCAUAAGUAACUUGAUGAGCUUGAGAAGCAGAAAGUAAAGCUCCCUUUGAAAUUUUUUUCCUUACAAAAUUGGGUUAGGAGGCAGGGCUAAAUCAAUCAAAAGUUUGAAUAAGCGUACUGAAAUCUCACUAUAACACUUAUUAGAUUUUAAUAUGAGAUUGAAUUAAAAUUUAUGGAUAUAAGAGAGACCAUAGGUUACUCUAAUAUGAUUUUGUUUGCCAAGGUGAUUGCACAACUCAAACCUCAGGUGUAUAUAAUAUUAAAAAGCUAGUGAGGUCCACGUAUCCUUGGCUAACAGUCCCAUCUGUCCUUGGUAUAGAGUUGAGAAAAGCAGGUGAUUUGACAUGAUAGGUAUAACAGUCCAGAAUGAAUUUAAAGCUCACAGUACUUUUGGAAUCAUCUUAAACUGUAUUAAACCCCUUUCUAUUCACUUAGAUGAAGAAAAAACAUCCCAGAACUGUUGCUCAGUUUUUUUUUCCCCUAUAGGUUUGAAAGGAAAAGAGCUGAUUUAGUCCUUCAUAUCUCUCUAAAAAGAAUCCUUUCUUCUUUGCAUCCUUAGAAAAAUAAGGAUCAUCUGACUUGCCUCUGAUCCCAAGAUCUAGGUCAGUCUCUUGGUGAAUUUUAGUUAGACUUUUAAAAAUGAAAUCAAAGGGCAUAAAUUUCCUUGAUUUGAGGGCAUUUGGAUCCCUCUGAAACAUGAUUAAUCCUACAAAACUACCCUAUCUUGGACAAAUCACUUAGCAUCUCUUUGCCUCAGUUUCCUACUCUGUUAAAGGAGAGGAUUGGACAAGAUUGCCUCUAUGGUCCAUUCUAGAGCUAAAUUUAUGAUUUGGUAAUUCUCUGAACUGAAGGUAGAAAGUCACUGAUAAUUUGUUGCUUGGUCUGUCACUGACCCAUGCUGAGAAAAGAAAGCUGACUUCAGUGAAGAUGGCAGGGACUGUGAGUUAUUUUUCAGUUGACUGGAAAUAGAAUUAGAAGAAACCUCUAGAAGGCAUCUGACACUGGGCAUGUGCAUAUCUAAAUUGACAGGCAUCUUUAGCUUCUUUUCUCUCCCUUUUCUUCCCACCAGUGAAAUAUAUUAUAGGUCCCUGGGCUACUAUAGUAUAUUUAAUUUUUUUAAAUAAAUUAAAAUCCUACUGGAAAUAUUCUGCUGUAUCCUGUAAAGGAUUAAGUUUAAGGAUCAUCAACCUUGAAACAAUUAAUCCUAACUGUAACAUCCUUUACCUUUUGGUCACUGACUUAAAGCCAUUACAAUAAGGAGUUCCAGCCUCUUGCUGCAAUAGAUUCAAAAUGGAAAAUUUAAUAGGAUUUAUACAUCUCCUUGGAAUCACCUUAGAUUUCUUCAAGAACUCCAUUUCUUGGAGGUACUCACAUGCAAUAGGACCUCCCAUCCCUCUUUUCCUAGGUUUCUAGGGUAGGUGGGAUGCUUACCUUUGGGUAAAUAGAUUUUAUGGGUCCUGAGUGAAAAAGUGCUUAAACGCAGUAUAUUUGAAAAGAGAUGCCUGUCAGCAGGAAGAGAGAGAGAGGGCAAAGUAAAUUUGCCCAUUCUCUUUGUUUAAAAUUCCAAAUCACAUGCUGAAAUUUGGAAAAUCUUUAGUAACUCACCAUAAAAGUAGGGAGAUAUUUUCAAAGACUUUAUGAUAGAAAUUCAGGGUUCUCUUUGGUAGCCUGUGAAUGUCCUCUUUGAAGAUGGGACAUGGUAGAAAUGUGUAUUUCCUAGUUGAAAAAAAAAAAAAAACAGAAGGGAACAUUUAACCAAGGAAACUCCAAAGA
Sarcophilus harrisii (Tasmanian devil) is the source of this 6086-nucleotide messenger RNA. RefSeq names its product glucose-fructose oxidoreductase domain containing 1 (gene GFOD1). Gene Ontology annotation, molecular function: nucleotide binding. The coding region runs from base 2546 to 3409 and encodes 287 amino acids. Lineage: Eukaryota; Metazoa; Chordata; Mammalia; Dasyuromorphia; Dasyuridae. The record is from RefSeq and is a predicted model, not a curated record. The transcript is spliced from 2 exons.